Stegodyphus dumicola is the source of this 525-nucleotide messenger RNA. Its product is annotated as ovostatin-like. NCBI's taxonomy places the organism in Eukaryota, Metazoa, Arthropoda, Arachnida, Araneae, Eresidae. The record is from RefSeq and is a predicted model, not a curated record.
CAUUUAAAUGAAAACAUUUUUUGUAUUGAUAAAUUAAAAAUUUUUUAGAUCACUAUAUGAUAUUUCAAUGGAUUUUUCCUUUAUGGCUGGAGUUCAAAGCGAUAUUUUACUAAACGCUUAAUGAAUGGGGGUUUCAUUUUGACGUCACCGAAGAUUCUUGAAGCUGGUAAAACGGUAUACUUCACUCUCUCAGUAUUCGAUGGACCGCCUGGUGCAGAAGUCACAAUCGGUUUGCUGCGAAAUGCUACGAAUAUCUUGGCAGAAAGCAAGGUGAAAGUCCUAUCAAAUCAAAACAUGUGGGUGGAAAUGUUUGUGCCGCCGAUAGAUGUUAUACGUGCGAAAGUACAUAUUUUUGGGCAUUUUAAUAAUGGCUAUAGCAUAAAUAGGAUAGGAGAUGUCCGCAUAGUUCCCAGCUUUAAUAUCACUUUGAUUCAGACAGAUAAGCCUUUGUACAGACCUGGACAGACAGUAAGAUUUCGUGUUUUGCGUAUGGACAGUGAUCUCAAGACUUUAGAAAAUGAUGCU